CCACUUAGCUGUAGCGUGAUUGGUCAGUCGGCAACUUCAAAAAUUUUGGAGCCCACACUCAACGUUAUAUUAUUUUAACAUUAAUAUUCUGGUUAACUACUCCAAAAUAGCCGAAAAUUAUCACUUGGAGAGGUGAAAGUAGCCUGUAAGAAUAUUUGGAAGAGAAAAAAUGUCAGGAAUAAUAGACGACUACACUAAAAUCGAGAAAAUUGGAGAGGGCACCUAUGGGGUUGUCUACAAAGCGAAACAUAAACAUACAAACGAAAUUGUUGCAUUGAAAAAAAUUAGGCUGGAAAAUGAGGACGAAGGUGUUCCUAGUACCGCUAUUCGUGAAAUUUCCUUACUUAAGGAACUGCAACAUCCCAACAUUGUUUGGUAAAUACUUUUUAACUUCUAAAAAAAAAUUCUAUUACGAUAUCUUUACGUUUGAGAUAAUUUACGACCUCGAUUGGUUGUUUACAUUUAAUUUCUUGUAGCUUACAAGAUGUUUUGAUGGAGGAAAAUAAAAUCUACUUGGUCUUUGAAUAUUUGACUAUGGAUCUGAAGAAAUACAUGGAUGCUCUUCCGAAAGGCGAACUCCUUCCCCCCGAUCUUGUUCAGAGCUAUCUUUACCAAAUUCUUGAUGGUGUUCUCUUCUGUCACGAACGACGAGUUCUUCAUCGCGACUUAAAACCUCAAAAUCUUUUAAUCGAUAAAAAUGGAGCAAUUAAACUGGCAGAUUUUGGUCUAGCAAGAGCAUUCGGCGUUCCUGUAAGAGUAUAUACACACGAAGUAGUAACCCUUUGGUAUCGAGCUCCAGAAGUCUUACUUGGGUCUGCCAGAUAUUCAACUCCUGUUGAUAUGUGGUCAAUUGGUUGCAUCUUUGCGGAAAUGUCAAAUAGGAAACCGUUGUUUCAGGGAGAUUCAGAAAUUGACCAGAUUUUAAGAAUUUUUAGAACACUUACGACACCCACAAAUGAUUCCUGGCCGGGAGUUGAAGAACUUCCUGACUACAAAUCUAUAUUUCCAAAGUGGCAUACAGACGUCCUUGCGGAUAGAUGUCCUCAUUUGAAUGAACAAGGUUUGGACUUGUUGCAUAAGAUGCUUGUUUACAAUCCCGGAGACAGAAUCAACUGUCGGGACGCCCUUAAUCACUCUUACUUCAACACACUGAAUAAAAGCAGCAUGCCUUCUAAUUGCAGUAAAGAUAUGUCAUUUACCGAUUAAACCUUUUUUGAUACAUUUUAAUCCUUCUAACGAACAACUCUUUGUACCAAUUUACAUUAUUAAUAAAGUAUUGUUCAGAUUUUUAUUUUUUUGAAAAAAACCACUUGAACCUUGUAAUUUGAUU
Molecule: messenger RNA, 1330 nt
Organism: Dimorphilus gyrociliatus
Lineage: Eukaryota; Metazoa; Annelida; Polychaeta; Dinophilidae
Source: the annotation of a GenBank genome assembly